GUAUAAAAAAACAAAAAAAAAGGAGUCUGAAGGGGUUUUGACAUCUUUAUCCCCUUUCUCACGUGCAUCUCUCUCCUGGCGUCUGUCAGCAGAAGAUGAUGCGCCAGGUGUCCAGCAGCAGCGAUUACUGCGUCGACAGCAGGCCGUCGUGUUUAGCUGAGGACGGGAGACUCUCGCCGAGCCACUUUGAUUUGUGCCCCACCAAGUUCUAUCAGUCCUUCCCUCCUCAGCGCUCGCGGCAGAUGUGCUUCGCUUACCUGCCGCCUCCAGCCGCCGCCGUCCUCAAACCCACACCGUGCCAGAGGCAAGACUGCCACGAGGAGCCGCCGCUGUCCCCGGGGCCCGCGGUUGCUCAGGGCAACGACAAGAGUGGGGACUCCAAGAAGAAGAGUGCGUCAGGGAGGUCUGGUAAACGCGGGCGUCCGGCAGGCACCACCAAAUCAGCCGGAUACAGAACCAGCACAGGCAGACCUCUGGGCACCACCAAGGCUGCCGGCUUCAAGACCAGUCCGGGGCGGCCGCUGGGCACCACCAAAGCUGCGGGGUAUAAAGUGAGUCCCGGUCGCCCGCCGGGGAGCAUCAGGAGCCAGUCCUGCCUGAGCAAACUGAGCUACAGCGCCUGCAGCGGAGCCGCGUUUCCCUACAGCAUCAUGCACAAACCUGGAGCCUGUGACGCUGCGCUGAAGGAGGAGACGACCACAGAAACGCAAAAAAUGCUGUUACAAGCCCCGCAGUUCCUCCUCAGCGGCUUCCCCGUACGAAACCAAAAAACCCCUCCACCGAUCAGCGUCAUGCCAUCGGAGGCCUUUUCUCCAGCGGCCGUGUGUCUAGACGGCGCACUCCACCAAAGAACUCCAGCAGCUCUCUAUAGCGUGUGCAUGUUCAGUGGGUCCGUGACUGGAGAUAUGAUGCAAACAUGACACACGCUUUUUAAUUACACACAUCAGUUACAACACGUCUUGUAAUAGUUCCUUUUGUAUUGUAUUAAUUAUUCUGACUCUGAUGAUUAUUGUUGGUGUGGGAAUACUGUCAGCAUCUUGUGAAGAAGUGAUGUAAAAAUCUUCAUAUUGGUUUAAUAUCACGAUGAUUGAGAUGAGUAGUACGUAGCCUGCAAGUAGCAGUGUGUGGCAUUAAGGACAGGUUUAUGUUCAAUAUCUGUUACAUUCAUAUAAUCAGUGACGUGGGCUUUUAUUUUUUCCUCAUUUAUUUACUUUGUAAUACAGUUACAGUAUGAAUAUUUAUGUUUGUGUAUGUUUUAUUAAAAUGUAACCACAUCAAGGAAGUGUUAUUGCGGUUUAUUUCAUUCUACACCAUUAAAAUAACCGGAUAUCCAUAGAAUUUUAUUUUACUUUAAUGGUUUUAAAGUAGCGUACAAUGUAAACAAUAGUAGGCCUACAUAUGUAGAGAUAAAUGUAAACAA
This is a messenger RNA of Sinocyclocheilus anshuiensis, 1420 nucleotides long. RefSeq names its product UPF0461 protein C5orf24 homolog. The transcript has 3 exons. The record is from RefSeq and is a predicted model, not a curated record. Lineage: Eukaryota; Metazoa; Chordata; Actinopteri; Cypriniformes; Cyprinidae. Bases 96 to 920 code for a protein of 274 amino acids.